Molecule: messenger RNA, 2637 nt
Organism: Carassius auratus (goldfish)
Lineage: Eukaryota; Metazoa; Chordata; Actinopteri; Cypriniformes; Cyprinidae
Product: targeting protein for Xklp2-like
Exons: 18
Coding region: 169-2382 (737 amino acids)
Biological process (GO): regulation of mitotic spindle organization; activation of protein kinase activity
Cellular component (GO): spindle; microtubule
Source: RefSeq, a predicted model, not a curated record
AUUCGUAAAAGCAGUUCUAACGGCCCCAACAUUCAAACUAGUAUUCGCGUCGGAUUGUUUGUGGCAGGAAGGUGCGAGCGUUUGUUGAUUUACCAUUUUUACUGCAUUUGACCAGCCUUUUAGGUUGUGGUAGGAGGCAUUGGUUUGAAGCAAGUUUCCUGUGUGAAUAUGGAAGGGGACUCUGUUGAUGCGUACACAUGGGAUGCCCCUUCUCAUGUCAUAGAGUCAAUAGAUGAUUUUGCCCUGGACCCUCAGGAUAAUGCUGACCGGUGGUUUGAGUUGAAGGCAGCUCCUAAAAGUGGCAUUAUGGAACAGCUCACCACCCCUUUACGGACCACAAAGCCAUUUGAUGAAGUCCACAACACCAACAGACUCAAAGCUGUGGUGUCUCCCAUGAUCAAACAAGAUGAGACAACAAGUACAGAUGUCAAAGAAAGCACCUCUACAGAGGUCCCAUCUAACAUAGUCACAUCAUGGGGGAACGGCAGAACUACAGCAGCUCCUAGUCAGGCCCAGACAUCGGUUCCUGCUCAACCACGCAGAGUGUCCAAACGGCCUGUGCCUAGAAAUGAAAAGCCUGCAACACCCCCUCAUGUAAAGAAAAGAAGAGUUGUACCUGCUGCCACAGCAAGGAGAGUUUUUGAUCAGCGGCGAAGAAGCUCAACAUCCAGAACUGUGCGACGCAGUGGUGCUGGUGCAAGGAGCAGUGUCCGGCUGAGAAGCAAGCCAGCAAUUUCCUCUAAGACCUCAGAUACUGCCUCUGCCUCCAACACUACACAACAGAAAAGCACAGAACAGCAAGAGCUGGAACGCAUUGAGGCAUUGCAGAAAGAGGUGGCAGAACAGCGUCGGAAGAACGAGGCCAGCUACAGAGCUGCACUGGCAGGCAGUCAGCCUCCUAAGAAGCAUGUGCUGUCCACCACCAUUCCCAAAGAGUUCCAUUUCUGCUCUGAUAGCAGGCUGAAGAACCACAUGGAUGUAGGCUCUGCAGAAGACAGCUCGUACAAGGAGGUGGACUUCACCUCACAGCUCCGCAAGCACCCAUCUUCCCCUUUGAAGGCUCCAAAGGGAACGACAAUUCCCAAACCCUUCAACCUCUCCAGAGGCAAGAGGAAGCUUGAUGAGGCAGGAGCCUAUGUGCCGAUGGCCCAGCAGAUUGAGCAGUUUCAGAAACGCACUCCCAGCCGCUAUCACCUGCGCAGUCGGCAGAGCCAGGAAAGAGGACCAUCACCAGUGAAGGCUGAGAAGCCAAAAAUCACACACCCCAAAACGCCACAGCUACUGACUCGCCAGAGACAUCGUCCCACGAUGGUGAAAAGCACUGCAGAAAUUGAGGCUGAGGAAGCAGAAAAAAUGCAGCAGUUUAAGUUCAAAGCUCUAGAACUCAACAGAAAGAUUCUAGAAGGGGCUUUGGUUCCUAAAAAGCCGGAAAGUAAAGAAGUUACCAAGCCUGAGGGCUUCCAGCUGGAGAUUGAGAAGCGACUUCAGGAGCGGCAGGCCAGUAAGAAGCCUGAGGAAAAAGAGGACCACACAUUCCAUCCCAGACCGCUACCAACUCGAAUUCUGGAGGAAGUCGUGGGUGUCCCAGAGAAGAAAGUUCUAAAUCCGACUGUUCCAGAAUCACCUGCAUUUGCUCUUAAAAACCGUGUGCGAAUUGAAAAGAAAAAAGAAGAGGAGAAGCCUCCUGCUCCAAUUAAGGCACAUGCUGUGCCCCACUUCCUGCCCUUCCAACCCAAACUGCCAGUCAAGAGCCAGGUAGAAAUGUGCCCUUUCUCAUUUGAGGAACGUGAGCGUGAACGAAGGGUCAUGAAGGAGAAGAAGCUGGAGGAAAUGAGAAAUGAAGAGGUACCCAAGUUUAAGGCCCAACCCCUUCCUGACUUCCAUGAAGUGCACCUCCCUGAGAAAAAGGUAGUAGAGCCCACCAAACCUGCUCCUUUCAAGCUGAUGAUUGAUGAACGAGGAGCGUCAAAGGGUGAACGCUGGGAACAGAUGAUGAAAGAGGAGUUGAAACGACAGGCUGAAGCCGCAUGUUUUAAGGCACGGCCAAACAAUGUAAUGCACAAAGAACCAUUUAUACCGAAAAAAGAGAAUCGCUCCAUCUUGGUUCCAGAGGGCUUCCAGUUGGCCACAGAACGGAGAGCCAAGGAACGAAUGGAGUUCGAAAAGGAGUUGAGUGAAAAGGAGGCAAUGAAGGCUCGUAUGGAAGAGGAGCGGGCCAGAGAACGAGAGGAGCAGGAAAGGGAGGAGACUGCAAGGCUACGGCAGGAACAGGUGCGCAAGGCCCAGCCAAUCAGACGCUACAAGCCUAUGGAGUUGAAAAAGAGUGACGUGUCUCUCACAGUGCCCCAAUCUCCAAACUUUUCAGAUCGCUUCCGCAUGUGAAUGCAUAACGCAUCAUUGCAAUGACUUAAUUCCACAUGGUUCUCUUAAUGUGUUUUGCUCUUUCUUGUUUUAUAUUUUUCUGUGAUGUCUGAAAAUUUAGACUAGUUUUUAUCUGUCUGUGGCUGAUGCAUAAGGACCUAUUGUGGUCAAGUAAAAAAUUUUACAGUUGGGUGUGAUGACUCCCUCAGCUAAAUUUGUUCAAACUCUCAUGUGUAUAUGAAAACUUUUUAGUUUUUUUUUUUUUUUUUUUUUAUA